Molecule: messenger RNA, 926 nt
Organism: Chlorocebus sabaeus (green monkey)
Lineage: Eukaryota; Metazoa; Chordata; Mammalia; Primates; Cercopithecidae
Source: RefSeq, a predicted model, not a curated record
UUUAUCAACUAAGUUUAUGUAAUAUUCUAAAUCCUUUGUUUUCAUUUCAACAACGUUCACAGCAUCUUCACCAGGAGCAAAUUCCAUCUCAAUAAACUACUUUUACCCGCACGCCUGCCACAGAGAAGAUGGAGCUGAUCCAGAAGGCCAAGUUGCCCAAGUGCUAUGAUGAUAUGGCUACCUGCAUGAAGACCAUGACCAAGCAGGGCACCAAGCUGUCCAAGGAGGAGUGCAACCUGCUUUCCGUGGCCUACAAGAAUGUGGUUGGGGACUGCAGGUUUGCCUGUAGGGUCAUCUCAAGCAUCAAGCAGAAGACAGACACCUCUGACGAGAAGUUGCAGCUGAUUAAGGACUAUUGGGAGAAAGUGGAGUCCGAGCUGAGAUCGAUCUGCACCACGGCCCUGGAAUUGUUGGAUAAAUAUCUGAUAGCCAAUGCAACUAGUCCAGAGACUGGUGUCUUCUAUCUGAAAAUGAAGGGUGGUUACUUCCAGUACCUUGCUGAAGUUGCAUGUGGUGACAAUCAAAAACAAAUGACAGAUAAUUCCCAAGGAGCUUACCAAGAGGCAUUUGAUAUAAGCAAGAAAGAGAUACAAUCCACUCAUCCAAUCUGCCUGGGGCUUACUGUUAACUUUUCGGUAUUUUACUAUGAGAUUCAUAUUCACCCAGAGCUUGCCUGCACACUGGCUAAAAUGGCUUUUGAUGAGUCCAUUGCAGAACUUGAUACACUGAAUGAAGACUCAUACAAAGACAGCACCCUCAUUAUGCAGUUGCUUAGAGACAGCCUAACACUAUGGACCUCAGACAGUGAAGGAGAAGAAUGUGAUGCAGCAGAAGGGGCUGAAACUAAACCCAUGGUGUCAUCCUUCUUCCCUUCAAUAAACCUUUUUACACAUCUCCAUUCCUUAUUCCACUUGUAUUUCCUAUAG